GGCUCGGGGGAGAUCGAGUUCGGCGAGUUCAAGAAGAUGCUCCGCACGUUCAACCUGCGGACGCUCAAUGCCGCGAAGAGCCGCCGCCUGUUCCACUACUUUGACAACGACGGCGACGGCACCGUUAGCUUCACGGACUUCGCCGUCACGCUGUACCCGGACAUGGCGAUCGACGAGCCCGGCGAGGAGGACCAGAAGGAGUCCUCCUCGGAGGACAGCGACGACGGGGUGCCGGUGGUGGCCCGCGUCCACGGCAGCCGCUCACGCCCAGGCAGCGCGAGGAGCUCCAGGGGGAUCUCUCAGGUCUCCGGAAUUCCCCGGCACAGUGGCGGCUCUGCUACAGGUGGCAGUCGGCGUGCCAAGAGGUUCUCGCUGGACAAGGGCCCUGUCCUGGGGAUCGUGUCGUCGACGCCUCGGAACAGUAAGGGCCACGGCUCGCGCGGCGGGUCGCUGCGGGACGGCGCCGAGCCCGCGAAGGACGGCGGCGGGCAGUCGGCCGCCUGGCGCGGCGGCGUGUGGCCCUGGCACGGCAGCAAGGAGAGGCAGCCCGGCCACGAGAGGCAGCACAGCAACGAGAGUGCUUCUGCGCCGCCAGGGCCCGCGUGGACCGUGGAGCCCCCGCCGCCGCCCGACGGCGACCUGCUCCACGGCGUCGGCGGCUCCGGGCUCUACGCCCCGCCGUCGUCGGCAAACUCCCUCUGCAGCUCCCCGCUUCACACGCUCAUCGGGGACACGGAGGCCGGCGCGGCCCGCUCCGGCGGCGGCGCCGGCGGUGCCGCGCUGCCCGCGCACAGCUGGAGCCUGGGGAGCGCGCAGGCGCCGACGCUGGGCGGCCGCGAUCGCGUCGAGGAGGUGCUCGUGAGGCGCCUGGACGCGCUGGAGAUGCGCAUGGAGCGCCGCCUGGACCGGCUUGCGGGCUACGUGCUGCGCCAGGCGGCUGCCAUGGGGAACCCGGCGGCGGGCCUGGCCUUCCUGCAGGGCCGCCAGACGACCUUGCGCGUGAGCCCCAGCGCCGACGCGGCGCAGCGGCCGCCGGACGCCAGCGAGCCGAGGCGCAUGAGCGCUCAGCUGGGCGUCGCAGGCGCAGGCCCGAGGCGCUACUCGAGGGCCUCCUCGGCGCACGCCUCCAGGCGGGGCUCGAUCAGCUCCCACCUGUCCGCGUCCCAGGCGCGCCUCCUCGGCGGUGCCAGGCCCUCCCGGCCGGUGGCGCCUCGGCCGAGGAUGGGGGCGCGGCAGGCGCCCGGCCCGCCGCCGGAGCGGAGGGCCUCGGACGCGGAGCAGGCCGCGGCCGCGGGGUGAGCCGCGCCGCCGGGCGCGC
Prorocentrum cordatum is the source of this 1318-nucleotide messenger RNA. The record is from the annotation of a GenBank genome assembly. NCBI's taxonomy places the organism in Eukaryota, Dinophyceae, Prorocentrales, Prorocentraceae.